Molecule: messenger RNA, 9432 nt
Organism: Cavia porcellus (domestic guinea pig)
Lineage: Eukaryota; Metazoa; Chordata; Mammalia; Rodentia; Caviidae
Gene: Sco1
Product: protein SCO1 homolog, mitochondrial
Exons: 6
Coding region: 418-999 (193 amino acids)
Biological process (GO): DNA integration; viral process; mitochondrial respiratory chain complex IV assembly
Molecular function (GO): RNA stem-loop binding; zinc ion binding
Source: RefSeq, a predicted model, not a curated record
GAAGUAGUGGGGCGGGGCAAAAGAGGCGCGGUCUUCAACGGCUGAUGGCCUGUUUGGUGCCGGCUUCAGGUGGAUAACUGCGGCAUCUUCUUUGCGGACCCUGGCUUUGGAUCCCGGCGGAGAAGACUACAAAGUUCUUAUUGAGGCAGGGCUGUGCGUAGGAACCAAUAGUUCAAAAGUAAUUAAGGAAGUAUUAAGGAAGGAAGAGUGCCAGGACGAGUUAUGGCGGGUCUCGGGGAGCCGUGGCGCCUUCCUGGGAGGCCGACCCUUCAGCACAGGGUCGCCACAACCGUCGGGGUCAUCAGGGCCGGAGCCUAAGGGUCACGGAGACCCCAGCGCCCCUCGAAACCCGGGUAGCCUGUUCCCUGGAAGUCUUUAGCAAUCACAUUUGCUAUUGGAGGGGCUUUACUGGCUGGGAUGAAGUACUUCAAGAUGGAAAAGAUAGAAAAGCUGGAGAAGGAACGGCAUCGAAGCAUUGGGAAGCCUCUACUUGGCGGACCGUUUUCCCUAAUAACCCAUGUUGGAGAGCCCAAAACUAACAAGGACUACGUGGGCCAGUGGGUGUUGAUUUAUUUUGGUUUCACCCAUUGCCCUGAUAUCUGUCCAGAAGAACUGGAAAAAAUGAUUCAAGUUGUGGACGAAAUCGAUAGUAUUCCAAGUCUCCCAAAUUUAACUCCACUUUUCAUCACUAUCGAUCCGGAAAGGGACACAAAAGAAGCCAUUGCAAAUUAUGUGAAAGAAUUUUCUCCCAAACUAGUUGGCUUGACCGGCACAAAAGAAGAGAUCGACCAAGUGGCCAGAGCUUACCGAGUGUAUUACAGCCCCGGCCCCAAGGAUGAGGAUGAAGACUACAUAGUGGAUCAUACAAUAAUAAUGUACUUGAUUGGACCAGACGGUGAGUUCUUAGAUUAUUUUGGCCAGAACAAGAGGAAUGCAGAAAUAGCUGGUUCAAUUGCUGCACACAUGCGGGCCCACAAGCAGGCACAGAAGAAGAGUUAGCCAGAGCCGCGUUGCCAGGUACUGUGUUUUGCCAAAGAGGAAGGAAGCUUGGUCUUCAUAGGAGCUGGUCUAUAUUAUGCAACCUAAAGAAUGGCCUUCGUACCAUAAGAAUGUAUGAUUUUUAGAUGAGAUUAGCUUAGGGUUCAGUCAGGAUUUUUGGAACUCGGAAGAUGACAGCCCGUCUCCCAGUAGCCCCUGGGAAUCCAGAGGACCAAGUUAAAGUGAGGCCAGUGGAGAGCACGCCUCGCCUCACCACAGGAGGGAUGGUGGCGGACGUCUCCUUGGGAACAGGCCUCUCUGAGCAGCCUGGCCACCUCGUCGGUGUCUCAGACCCUUGCUGCCACACAGUAUAAAGCUGAAUUCCACAGAAAAGAACGUACUCUCUGCAGUGCUUUGCCUUCCUCACCUCGAGUUCUUGGUGGCUGGUAACCAUCAAGUCAGAUGCUGCUAUUCAAAGUUCAUCUUUAUACUUAAAGCUAAGUCUUUGACAGCUAGCCUCCCUGUCCUGUUGUACUCCAUUCCCCCAUCAGCAGAUGCUGAUUUGACCAGAGUAUAGAAAAAAUCCCUUGUUUCGAGAAAACAUUUCUUUGAUUCUUCUAUGGAUCUUUUUGUGAUUUUUUUUUUUUUUUAACUGAAUGAUCUGCCAGGUUUUCAGUGAUGUGCCAAAUGGAAAUAAGAAAAUUGAUCAUGAAAAUGUGAAAUAAUAUUUUUCUGCAUUUAUUAGAUUAUACUUCAUGUAAAGUAAAGGUGUUUUGAGAUUUGCAACUUGGACAGGCGUGACUUCUCUCCUGGGUAGAGUGGGUAUGUAGAUGGCAGCCUAUGGCAUACAACACAGAGCCCCACAGACUCACGUGGGUAGGCAGAUGGGUACUCAUUAAAUACAGACUCCCAGGCCCAGGGCUGCCCAGUCUUGGGUAAUGCGGAGACCUGCAUUCCAGACUGCCUGUAAACUCACAGGGAUGCUUCUGAAGAAGUAACGUGAGCCUCCCUUUGGUGUGUCAAAAAUAUGAUUGAUGCACAAUAGAACGAAUCUUGGCUUUGCUUUCUGAGUUUUACUUUCCUAUACCUGACUCGUUUACCUGGGCGUGAUCAUCACCUUUUUUCCACUUGGAGAAGAUCUCUUUAAAGUUGUCAGUAAAUUCUGAAAUGCAACCAACUAUAAGACCCAUUUGGAAAAAGGAUUAUUUUUGCACAUCAGUUACAUUUUUACAUGCACAUGAUACAGUCCUCUUUGGGUUUUUUAAUUCUCAAUACUUAACAUGGUGGUACCUUUUUUCACGAACUUACUGAGGUCCACAAUUCUGUAGAAAAUGGCCAUAUUCAUUUUCAUACAAAAAAGAUUACCAUGUUUGUGUUUGGUACCUGAUGGCAGAAUUCACAAACAAAAAAACUUUUUUGCCAGAUGCUUCUGUUUUUGAGCCAGAGUAUGCAUAGACUUGUUCAUGAACCAAGGUGCCACAGUACAAAUAUCAAAGGGAAAGAAGAAAACAAAAAACAACUAGAAGUAUUUAGCUGAAUUGUGCCUCCCAUAAUUCUUAGAUCAGAGUCCUAACUCCAAUACAUGGCCAGAUUUGAAUAUAAAGUAUUUAAAGUAUAAAUUAAAAUGGACCCAUUAUGAAAGGCCCUCCAAAGGCCAAUAUUACUGACAUCAAGAGUUAAAAAAAACACGAUGACAGGACCACAUGAAAAUACAAAAGAGGUCCACAGGUCAUGAGAAGUCUCCAGAAAAACCACCAUAGCUGGCACCUUGAUCUUGGCCUUCCAACCUCCAGAAACUUGAGGAGAUAAAACAUCCUGUGAACUAUGGUCCGUGGUGUAUUGUUAAGGCAGCCCUAGCAAACCAGUACAAUAGCUUAUUCCUUAAACAACUCUUAAUAUUUAGUUCACCCCCUAGGUAGCUGGUUUGGAAUAACUCAGGAACCUUAUCAAGAGAGUAAAGAACUUAAUACAAGACUAGUCUCAUCCGACAAGAAAGAUACUAAGUUCUAAAAUGUCAACCCUUUGAAAAGAUGGUCUGUUUUAAGCCACACAGCACUUGUGUGGAUCGCUUUGCAGCAAGCUUGCUAUCAAAUAAAAUGUAGUCUUCAUUCUCAGCUGUUGCAGGUUGGAGCUGGUGUAAUGAUCCAGAAAGGGAACAGCAGCUUUUUAAGAAAUGUCUCAUUUGCUCUUAAUUCCAGUAUCAGGCUUAAAGGCUUAGAGUCGGGCUGCUGGAGGCAGGCUGGCACAGGGCCUCAUAAUGAUCCUUUCCACGAACAGACAUGCCAUUAUUAUUAGGAGUAAGAUUGAGUCUUGAUUUCUGUUCUGGUCUCUGCUCAUUUCCCUGCUAUGGGAUGCUGUGGUGACCUUGUGAACCCAUCCAAAUCUAGGGGUUCCACGGGACAGGGCAACCUUUUAACUCUGUGUGCUGGGAAAUCAAAAUCAGGCUCCCAUUCAGUCAAGUCAUACAUACCUGAAUAGGUUAGAGUUUUUACUUUAAUGGGAUUAAUAUUUUUAAGAAUUGCUAUUUGUUUGAAAACUCUAAGAAUCCCGUCAGUGCAAGAGGCAUGAAAAUAACGCAAGUGGCUGUUGAUGAGGCAGCUGAUACUGUGAGUCCAAGAACUGAGAUUUACAGGGAACCAGUAAAGCACCCAGCCGAUAGGCUGCAAACAGGAACUCAGUGAGGUGAUUUGGAAGUGUAAAUGCAUCUGCGUAGGUUUGUAAAUCUCCUGUUAUGUUUUAAAUCUAAACUUAAAGGUUAUUACUUGAACCAUAAUCUCCCAAAUAACUGUGUUAAGUACUGCAAAUUUAAAUGUGUGUGUGCGAAAGUGAGUCCCCUUUAAAACAAAGAACAGUCAACCAUGAAGCCUUUUCAUCCAUGUAGUUUAUACUUUUAUAUAGUUAUAUUUUUAUUUUUGAAUUACUUUGUGAUAAGGGUGAUUAUUCCUAUCAGUGAGUUAUAAUAACCUCUUUAGUCAAGUCUUCCUAUGCACAGUGAGAUCUGUGCAUCUCACUAUAUCUGGUCUGAACCUCCAAGAGUGGGAAGAAGAGUCCUGUGAACAGCAGGCUUGAGCACAGGUCUGAUGGAAGGGGGCACUGACACAGGCAGCAGCCUGUUUGAGUUUAGACAGCGAUGCAAGCUGAUGCCAAGAGCAGGAUGCCCAUGAAGAGAGGGACUGCAAGCAAAUGCACAGAAGACAGGACUCCGCAAGCUGUAAGCAAACCAGCAGAGUGAGAGGCAGUGAGGUAGGGCUGGGUGUGCUGUGGGCAGUCAGGGCAGGCACAGCUGAGGCUGUGUGCAAGGUUACUCAUCCCACUUAAAGGUACAGGAAGCCAGCUGUUCAGCAGCCCCACCUCACAGUGGCUAACACUGGUGCCACUUUGAGAGCCAGAGAAGUUUGCUCAGGGCCAUUCGGAGGCUUCCAGGACCCCAGGACACCCAGCAGGAGCAAACUGCAGCGAGCAGGCACCUUCCUCACCGGCUGCAGCCCUGAGUAGCUGCUGGUAGUUGUCAGUCAGGCUCUGAGACCCUGCCAGCGACUCCUGUGCCAUUUGAGUCCCUGCUUAUUGAGUAGGCUAGAUAACUACCUUACACUCGGGCCAUCUGAAGUAUUUCCUGGCGGGAACACCGUAGUUGGCAGCCGCUGAGCCACUUUCCAUUCGGUGAAGGUCAGAGGCCGAGGCUGCACUUUGUGGAUGCGGGUGGAGACUCCUGGUCUCAUGGGGAAAGUGCACUUAGCCUUGGCCUCUCGGCUGAGCACACAGGUUGGCUUGGAGGUCACUGUGCCGUGACAUGUCGGGCCUGGCUAGAACCAGCUAGUGUGGCCUUACUGUGGAGGAAAAUGGGCCACGUGGGACUUCUGUGCAAGCUUAGCAAAGUUGACACUAGAAUUUCCUCUAGUCUGGGUGAACCUGCUUGGUCACCUACCUGGGAUGCAGAGCUGUGGCUCUAUUCCAGGUCUCCUUGAGGGGGAAUAGGAGAAAUAAAGACCAGUAAAGAGACAAGAAAAUCUCCGUCUCUGUCCCUGUGUGUGUGUGUGUGUGUGUGUGUGUAUACAAGAGAUCAAACUCAGGUUGUUCUCCACUGAGCUAUAUCCCCACCCCCUUUUAUUUUUAAAAUCUUUUUAUGUUUUGGAGACAGAGUGUUACUAACUUUCCCAGCUGGGUCUUCAAGUUGAGAUUCUCCUGCCUCAGCUUCCCAAAGAGCUAUGGUUACAGGAUGUGUCAUUGUUCCCAGUUGAAAAUCAUACCUAAAUUGUAUUUUUAAGAAAACGCUUCAUGACUCCAAAGUUCCCCAUUCACAAUGCUUUUUUUCCUUCCAGAAAACUCCCUCCCGUGUUUUUAUCCCUAAGGUUCUUAAAGACUCAAUUGGGGCCUGUGCUUUUUACCUGGUGUAUCAGGAUUUAGUAGAGAAACAUGUAACACAAGAUACACAAAUGUAUAUGAAAUUACAAGAUUGGCUUACAGCGGUCAGUCACAGAGUCCGAGGAGGGAGCGUAGAGAGGGUGUCUGUACGCUGGAGGUGGAGGGUCCUGCCCAAGGGCUGGCGCUCACUGCAGUGUCUCUUGUAAGUGUGUAUUAGGAGGCUGAUGGGUGUGUGAGGGAAAGCUGAAAAGUUCCAGGUGGGAGCUGAACAGUGAGCCAGAAACCAGGAGGCCGAGUCCAAGCUGAAGGUGAGGACUGGAGCUCCUCCAGCAACCAGCGAUCAGGCUCCUCUCGUGCCUUUAUUGUGUGCAGGCUGCUCCCCUAGGGUGGGUGUAGCACUCCUAAGAUCUGCAGCAUGCUCCUCUUAUACAGGCUGAGGAUGUUUCAAACUAAGGACUCUGACCCCCUGCUGAAUCAUUUAUUUAACUUCUGACCUGUGGGAAGCCGCCUAUGAAUGGCGCCCAUUUCCUGCUUCCGGGUUCUUCCCGGCCUGAACAAGCCUGCCAAAUUGUCAUAUCUGCCCAGUUACCCGUGACGCUAGCCUAUCAGCUUGUUAGGCGCGCUUCUCUGUGAUUGGAUACUGCUUCCCCUUAUAAGAGGUUGUUCCUGCCCCCAACGGGCGGAAGAGGAACCAACACUGAGGGUGGCGGACCUUGUCAGGUCUGGUUCGCUGUACGCAAUAAAGUUUGAGAGCUGAUCCUGCUCGAGUUUGGUCUCCUGUCUUCCGCGGCUCCGGUCAUCUGGUGGCCCGUACGGGGAAAAAGGUAAAAGACUCAGCGACGUGCCUCUUCAGCCGGGAGGUGCGAUUGCUGUCGCCUGCCGUACGACGGAGGACCUGGCCCAAUAACAACGGAAGGCCCCGAGCGCCUCUUCUCUUCACCCUGAUCAGCUACGUGAGAUACAGCGGUUCCCGGGACAGGUGAGUACUGGAUCGCCUGGGUUGGGUGGACGCACCUAACAGAUUUUGAGCGCCACACGGGUGGACGCCGGUCUUUUUUUCUUUGCAUUUGUUUCGCUUUCGCUUCGCCAUUGUGGGCAACGCUGCUCGCAAACCCCUCGCUGACUCCCUAAGAGUCCUGCUGAGGACCCGAGGCAUCUACAUAAACCGGGUCACCCUUUCGAGGUUUCUGGAUAGUGUUAAUGAGAUUGCCCCCUGGUUUUGGCCCACGGGCUCUCUAACCCUCCCGUCAUGGGAGAAGUUAGGAGGGGAUCUUAGAUGCGCCCGAGAAGAGGGACGCUUGGAUCCCAUGGUUUUACCCCUGUGGGAACUGAUUAGGGCUUGUCUGACGGACGAACAAACCCCCGGGCUUUGCUCAGCCCGACAGGCUCUUGACAAAGCUCGAUCCGAGUGCUCGGAGCCCGAAGUCACACCUGACUUUGGGCCUCCAGAGAAACACAAGGGCUCCGAAGCUCGCGACCCAUGGUCGCCCCCUUCAGGGCGCCAGGCCCUACUGCACCGCCGUGGCCGGAAGAGGAGUUGCUCCCUGGGCUGCCACCUCCACCCGUGGCCGCCAGAGGGCACCCACAACCUAUGGCACCGCCCUGGUUAGAGGGAGAGCUACUUCCUGGGUUGCCUUCUGCGCCCCCAUCAGGGGAGGGAGGAGGACGUUCCCUCCAUCAGAGGGUAUGGUCGCGGCUUCCCUUUGAGUGUUCCGGUCUCCAUGCAUUCCCGGUAGCCCUUAGAAAUUAAACAACUUAAAGCUAUCAAGGACGCAGUUUCAGCUUAUGGGCCCAAUGCGCCAUUUACCAUGGCGCUUUUAGAGGCAUUGGCAGGUCUGCUUUUAACUCCUGGAGAUUGGACCCAGCUGGCACGCGCCUGCCUCUCCCCCGGACAAUAUUUAGAUUGGAAGUCCUGGAAUGAGGAAUUCUGUGUAGAGCAGGCGGCAGCCAACAGGGAAAAUAACCAGAGAGAGUGGAACAGGGAUAUGCUAUUAGGGCGAGGAACCUUUGAGGAAGAUCAAACUCAAUACCCUCGCCAGGUUUAUGAACAAAUUAGCCGCUGUGGCCUCCAGGCCUGGAGACGGCUGGCUGGAAAGGGAGAACAUACGGGUCACCUUACAAAAAUUAUACAAGGGCAGGGAGAGCCAUUUUCAGACUUUGUGGCCCGCAUGCUUGAGGCGCGCUUUAACAUCACGAGAGCACAAGCACAAGACAUAGUACGACAUUGUCCGGCCUGUGUGAUCUCUUCACCUCAACAAUCUAUUGGUGUUAACCCGAGAGGACUGCGCCCCAAUCAUAUUUGGCAAAUGGAUGUUACACACAUCCCAGAAUUCGGAAAACUCAAAUAUGUACAUGUUUCGGUUGACACCGCUUUUCAGGUUAUGUUUGCUUCGGCAGAACCUGGAGAAAGGGCCACCCAUGCUAUUAAUCAUUGUCUUGCAGCCUGGGCUGCUUGGGGAAAGCCCAAUAUACUAAAAACAGACAAUGGUCCUGCCUAUACCAGCAAAAUUUUUAUGACAUUUUGUCAACAAAUGGAGGUCACUCUUAAACGUGGCAUUCCUUACAACCCCCAAGGACAAGGCAUCAUUGAGCGAUCCCAUCGGACACUCAAGGGUGUCUUACAAAAACAAAAGGAGGGAAUAGGCCAUGGCCUAACGCCCAAAGGAAGAAUAUCAUUGGCACUCUUCACCAUAAUCAUUCCCCUGCCAUGGAACAUAGCAAUCCGUCCCCAACCGACAAAGGGCUGGUUAGAUGGAAAGAUGUCCUUACAGGACAAUGGAUGGGCCCGGAUCCAGUGGUUAGCUGGACCCGAGGUGCGGUUUGUGUCUUCCCACAGGAACCAGGCUGCGAACCGCUGUGGGUCCCGGAAAGAUUGACGCGAGCAGUAAACUCCCCACCAGUUCCUGAUAAAGCACAGGAGGAUAAGCCCGCGGACACAAGUCAACUCGACCCUUCUGGGACCGACGCUCAGCGCCCAAGACCAUCUACAAACUAAAAUGUCUGGUUUGGAGCUUUUUCUAUUCUGUAGGUUCCUAUUAAUCACCCCUGUUCGCACAAAUUUGAUGACAUCUUGGCUGCAAGACACCUACCUACCUAAGUUUCACAAUUUGUCCCUCAUAGUCGGUCAGGAACUUGACAAUAUGGACGGUAUCCAACUAGGUCCAGUCAGGGGUUCUCCUGGCCCAACCUGACUACUUGGAUCCUGAUUGCCGUGGCCAUCCUAGUGGGGCUUGUGGUUAUUAAAUGCUUGUUAGAUUGCCUCAUACAAACUCAGCAGCAGGUUAAGAUCACAGCUAUGGCAGCCAUGCAAAUGGCAGCAGGUGGCCCAUCAGGCCAGCAGGCCGCCGCAUAUCUCCUUCACAUUGCGGAACAUCAGCUAUAAGAGCUGAGUGGGCAAGCCAAUGACGGGUAAGACGGGAAAAGCCCUCCCGGUCAACCUAAGACAGGCUCCACUCAGAUAUACAUGGCCUAUAAGGCCAGGGGUCCCUCCCGGAGUCAAAUUAUUGGCAUUGAGAUGCGAGACCAAGGGUACUGCAGUGCCAUCCGCCCCAAAGGUUGGGGGGAAGGCAGGAAUGAAUGUCUAUAUGCAUCCAGGUUCGGUUCACAAAAGCCUGGCCCUGCGAAAAAAUGAACCACUCACCUUGAGCAUGGUCCUGGCGCAAGGAUAUGCACAAAACAGGGUGAUGCACAGCAGGGUAUAGACCUCUACAUUCUCUCAUGCCUCGGCCUACAAGGUAGGCCCACUCCUAGGUGUCUAACAGCAACAAGGUCAUAGACACCUUGGAGGGACCCACAGACCAUCCUAUUUUAAUAAAUAAAAAAGGGGGAGAUGUGGGAAGCCGCCUAUGAAUGGCGCCCAUUUCCUGCUUCCGGGUUCUUCCCGGCCUGAACAAGCCUGCCAAAUUGUCAUGUCUGCCCAGUUACCCGUGACGCUAGCCUAUCAGCUUGUUAGGUGCGCUUCUCUGUGAUUGGAUACUGCUUCCCCUUAUAAGAGGUUGUUCCUGCCCCCAACGGGCGGAAGAGGAACCAACACUGAGGGUGGCGGACCUUGUUAGGUCCGGUUCGCUGUACGCAAUAAAGUUUGAGAGCUGA